AUGGCGGUUCGGCAGCAACAACAACGUAUUGCCGUUGACGAUCCCAUAAGAAAAAAACAUCGACGAAUAACAACACCUGGCCACCGCCCUAAAUCGACUUUAGAAACGUUAAAAAUUUUAUUUUUCUUCUUCGUCUUCUUCAUUGUGACUCCGCAGCAACGCAAAAACUCCGCGACAGCUCAAGGUGGUAUUGAAGAGACCCCCUACUACUAUUUGGGUUGCUAUACCGCCCGUUUGGAUUUAACCCAAGAACAAUUGUUCAGCAAAGUACCCCAAGUGUGUGUCGAGAUUUGUGAAGUUAAGGAUUACAGCUUUGCUGCCCUGUCCGAUGAUAAGUGUUACUGUACCCACACCGUUGUCCCCGAGGAAAAACAAGAUGAUCUGCUGUGUUCCACACGUUGCAUAGCCAGCAAAUCCGAAUAUUGUGGCGGAGCUGGGGUACACAGUUAUUAUUCCACCGAAGUGGCCAAAAGUGCUGCAGCCAAAGAAUUACAAGUCAUUAAUGCCACCGAGAACAGCCUAACCAUCUCCUGGCUACCACACAACCCAAUGAAACAUUUCAUAUCCGGUGUAGAGUCCACACCAAUGAUUCGCAUCACCAACUACAUGAUCAAAACGGAACGUCUUCACACCUACUCCAUGCAACCCUUUUUCCCCCAACCCGAAUUCAUUGUCCAGGGUAAUGAAACAAAAUUUGAAAUAACCGAUUUACAUCCAGCAACGCACUAUCAAAUAACCGUUCAAUCGCUAUGCGAAAGUAAUACUCAGGGUGCAUCGAAAUGUGGUUCAUCCAUGGUGGAGGGCACAACGUUAAUUGGUGAGCCAAGUCCUAUGCCACCACCACCAAAAGUCUUGACGAGCACCGAUAAAACCAUCACCAUACAAAUAAAACCCGUUCGCAAUAAUAAUGGUCCCGUCACCAAAGUGUUGGUAAUUGUUGAACAUGUCGAUGAUGCAAUAACCCAACCGUUUGACAGUGCUCUGCUCGGUAGCUAUACGGAGGCCGAAGAGAACGGGCUGCCAUAUUAUAUUGCUGCCGAAUUGGAUUAUGAUCGUCCGGGUGAUAAUAAAACGAGGAAAUUCAUUGUCGGUGAUGGCAAACGCUAUGGAAGAUAUACAAAUCCACCGUUGGAUAAUAAAAAUUCGGAUGUUCAUAUUAGUUUGGCUGUGGUAAGCACGCUGAACAACAUAACGAAAAUCCUGUACGCACGCAGUACCCACGAACAACAUGUCAGUUCAAUGGAUAAUUUUACAUAUUCCACCUUUGAAUCGGGAUCCAAUUCCGUGGUAGCGCUGAUUGUAACCUGUUCUGUUUUCGGUGUAUGUUUUAUCCUUUCCGUUAUAACGUAUUUUUAUUUACGUUAUAAAACAUGUCAAUUACGGGCGCUUCGAGGUGGUAAUUCCCACGAAAUGACAAUGCAACAACCGAUUAUAGAUCGUGAAAAUAAUGGGUUUGUUGUCGAAGAUGAUGUACCACAUACGACAGAGAAUUUUAAAGAACAACUAAAUGGUUUGGUAGAUCGUUUGGAGACCACCAAAAGAAUUCCGCGCAAUAAUUUGCGUUUAAAUGUCAAUGAUAUUGUGGCGGUGGGGAAUUAUGGAGAUGUCAUUACUGGGAAAUUGUUACAAAAUAAUUUACCCGAAUCGACGGCCGAGUGUCAGCUACAUGUUCUCUCUUUGGAUGAGCUAACCAGUACCGAUCAAGGGAAGUUGUUGCAGGAAUUUCGUAACCUCAUCAAAUUGCAGCAGCAUACCAACAUUUUAGAUUUCUAUGGAGUAUCGGCCAGUACCGAUUGGUUCUAUUUUGUGUUUGAACAUCAAAAUGUGACAUUGAAACGUCGUCUAAUUGAAAGUCGUCGAGCCCCCAAUUCAGCACCCGUACAACGUAUAACUUCGUUAUCUGAACAAAUGAUAUUGGAAUGGAUAUAUGAAAUAGCCAAUGCCAUGGAAUAUCUCGCCAAAUCGAAGGUGGUACACAAACAUUUGUGUUCCCAUUGUAUUUAUGUUACAGCUGAGAUGAAAUUGAAAGUAUCCGUCUUUGGACCCACUCCCUAUGUACAAAAUCAAAAGAAAGUUGAUCAAACCCGCUGGCUGGCACCAGAAGUUCUACGCUAUCAACACUACUCAACCAAAUCGGAUGUUUGGUCCUUUGCCAUAGUGGCCUGGGAAUGUUGUUCAUUGGGCGCAACUCCAUAUCCACAAAUAAAUAGCUCGAAUAAAAUCUUGGAUGCUCUGAAAAGUGGUUCACGCCCAGCUCAACCAUCGUUUGUCUAUCAAGAUCUCUAUCAAAUGUUGUUGAAUUGUUGGACUUUGGAACCCAGUGAACGUUCAAAUUUUGAAGAUAUCACAUUUAAUGUACGACAGAUGAUGACCUCACCACGUCAUUCGUUGUGUUUCGAUGUGCAGGAGAAUAAAUCGCCGGCGAAUUGUAAUAUUUUGGAUGCAUUGCCAUUUUAUAUGCCAGCAUUGGAAAUGGAAAAUUAG
Musca vetustissima is the source of this 2484-nucleotide messenger RNA. It is a transcript of the gene Wsck, whose product is annotated as putative inactive tyrosine-protein kinase Wsck. Gene Ontology annotation, biological process: protein phosphorylation. Gene Ontology annotation, molecular function: protein binding; protein tyrosine kinase activity; ATP binding. The record is from RefSeq and is a predicted model, not a curated record. The transcript is spliced from 2 exons. NCBI's taxonomy places the organism in Eukaryota, Metazoa, Arthropoda, Insecta, Diptera, Muscidae. The coding region runs from base 1 to 2484 and encodes 827 amino acids.